Chrysochloris asiatica (Cape golden mole) is the source of this 2435-nucleotide messenger RNA. RefSeq names its product ribonucleoprotein, PTB-binding 2 (gene RAVER2). Bases 12 to 1856 code for a protein of 614 amino acids. Gene Ontology annotation, cellular component: cytosol. The transcript has 12 exons. Lineage: Eukaryota; Metazoa; Chordata; Mammalia; Afrosoricida; Chrysochloridae. Gene Ontology annotation, molecular function: mRNA binding. The record is from RefSeq and is a predicted model, not a curated record.
GAUUGCAGCGGAUGCGGCGGGAGCUGAACAACCGCAGGAAAAUCCUGGUGAAAAACCUGCCCCAAGACAGCAACUGCCAGGAAGUUCAUGAUUUGUUACAAGACUAUGAGUUAAAGUAUUGUUAUGUGGACAGAAAUAAACGAACAGCUUUUGUUACAUUAUUGAAUGGGGAGCAAGCCCAGAAUGCAAUUCAGAUGUUUCAUCGCUAUUCUUUUAGAGGAAAAGAUUUAGUAGUUCAGCUCCAGCCUACUGACGCUUUGCUGUGUAUUACCAACCUGCCCAUUUCUUUUACGUUGGAGGAGUUUGAAGAACUUGUUCGUGCGUAUGGAAAUAUUGAAAGAUGUUUUUUGGUCUACAGUGAAGUUACUGGCCAUUCCAAAGGCUAUGGGUUUGUAGAAUACAUGAAAAAGGACUUUGCUGCAAAGGCUAGACUGGAGCUAUUGGGUAAACAGCUAGGCACAUCCGCUCUCUUUGCCCAGUGGAUGGAUGUUAAUCUCUUGGCCUCAGAGCUCAUUCACUCUAAGUGCCUUUGCAUAGAUAAACUCCCUAGUGACUGCAGGGAUUCACAGGAGCUCUUGCACUUGUUUUCCAGUGUCCAUAAACCUGUGUUUUGCCAGCUUGCACAGGAUGAAGGCAGUUACGUUGGUGGCUUUGCAGUAGUUGAAUAUAACACAGCAGAACACGCUGAGGAGGUUCAGCAAGCAGCCGAUGGCAUGACCAUUAAGGGAAGCAGAGUCCAAGUUUCCUUCUGUGCCCCAGGAGCACCAGGAAGAAGCACAUUAGCAGCACUGAUAGCAGCUCAACGCGUGAUGCACAGUAAUCAAAAGGGCUUACUUCCAGAGCCAAAUCCAGUACAAAUUAUGAAAAGUUUAAACAACCCUGCCAUGCUGCAAGUUCUUCUGCAACCCCAGCUAUGCGGACGAGCUGUUAAACCAGCAGUUCUUGGAACACCUCACAGCUUGCCACAUCUGAUGAAUCCAUCCAUCUCCCCCGCAUUUUUACAUUUGAAUAGAGCACACCAGAAUCUUUCUCAUGUACCAUUGGCACAACAGCAAUUAAUGAAGUUUGAAAAUAUCCAAACUAAUAAUAAACCUGGCUUACUUGGAGAACCCCCAGCUAUGGUACUUCAAACUGCACUAGGACUAGGGUCAGCCCUUCCAUUGAAAACAGAGUUGGGACCCCAUGGAGAUGCACAGAAAACAUCUAAUGUGAUUCCAGGUCAAACAGCUGGAAUGGGCAUAUUACCAUUCUUUCCGAAUCAGCUCCUUGUUGGACAAGCUGGACCAGGGCACAGUAAUACUCAGGAGAAACCGCCAGUCACAGUGGGAAUGGCAGAAGGAACUUUCUCAGGGUCGCAAGCUUAUCUUCAGAGCUUUCCAAAUCUUACAACUGGAAACUUGCUGACAGGACAUCAUAAGCAGCAGCAAACUCAACCAAAAGGCACUGAAGUAAGUUCAGGGGCUCCCUCUAAAAAUCAGACUUCACUCUUAGGAGAACCGCCAAAAGAAAUUCGGCUCAGUAAAAAUCCAUACUUGAACCUGGCGAGUGUACUGCCCAGUGUGUGCUUGUCGUCCUCUGCAAGUAAAACCACUCUGCAGAAGACAGGAAUUGCAAGCAACAUUCUGGAUGCAAUCUCUCAGGGAAGUGAACCACAACGUGCAUUGGAAACGUGCAUUGUUUAUUCUCAGCCUUUUGGUGACUAUACACAGGGAUCAUCUUUAAGAAAUGAAAAGCGAGGCUCGUCGUACCUUCUCUCGGCCCCAGACAGUGGUUCUGUGGAGAUUGUGGACCAACAGUCUGAGGGCACAGCCGCAUACUACGUGGAAACCUACUUAAAGAAGAAACGAGUGUACUGAGUAAAGCUCUCCUUGUAACCUCGUAGGUCCUUGCAGUACCUCUGCUGUUCAUUGCUGCCUUAACUUCAUUCAAACUAGCCAUAUCCUUUCAAUACGGGUUUAUAAUCUCCCACAAGGAUCUGUGUUGUGCAGCAGGCAGAACUGCCAAAUGAAAGAUACAUAGCAAUAAGAAGAGACACUCAUUGAGAACAUUUUCCACUAGAAUUAGAUGCAUUUUAAUGUGGUAUUCACUGACAGUCCACUGAAGAAAUUAACAGUGUUUCAAUAGUCCUUAUUUAAGGACUGGGAAUAGUUGACACCAUAUAUAAAGUUUGAAGCAAUAAACAGGAAACGGUUUUGUUUCCUGAGCCUUAGAAACAGGAGUUUCUGAUAAGCCAAUGUGCAUUUCAAAUUGCUUUCCCUAGAAGUCAUCUCGUCUAUAGAUUUAGAACUUUUCCUAGAAUUGCAGAAGUGCAAGUACCAAAUGCAGUGACGGUGAUGUCAUAAAGAUGCUCUACGUACAACUGAGUAUCACCCACACUCCAGCCAGGCAAUUUAAAACCUGAGUUGACAAUCGUGACAUCCAAGGUGCACACCCCU